Messenger RNA from Mytilinidion resinicola, 1577 nucleotides. RefSeq lists its product as uncharacterized. The record is from RefSeq and is a predicted model, not a curated record. The transcript is spliced from 2 exons. The coding region runs from base 142 to 1314 and encodes 390 amino acids. Lineage: Eukaryota; Fungi; Ascomycota; Dothideomycetes; Mytilinidiales; Mytilinidiaceae.
UGGUCCUUUGACCCACUGGAUGCAAUUGUAGCACAUUCCGGACCUUUUGUUUGGUCACCCUCCCCAAGCCCAACGCGACCGGCUCCCAGGGCUCGAACCCACGCCGUUUCUUUAUAGUCUCUUUCUUUGGCCACCGGCGCCAUGUCGAAUUCUUCUGCGAUCGUGCAAACCUCUUUGGCGGCCAGCUCCUCGCCCGCGCCUGUUUCCCUCUCCUCCGCGAUUGUCUCGUCUGCAACUCCAGAGCCCUCCUCGACCCCGAUUGCCUCCUCGACCCCGAUUGCCUCCUCGACCCCGAUUGCCUCCUCGACGCCAGCUCCAUCGAGUGCUGUUGUCGCGACCUCGGUCGUCACAACGGCUGCAGCACCCCCUUCGACAAAAGUCAUCACCUCUCAAAUCACAGUGAUGCCAACCGUCGCCGGUGAAAGCCCCAGCACCGUCGUUGUAUUCAUCACAUCUGUGACCACACCCGAGCAGACAUCAGCCGCAGCAGCCACCACCUCAUCUGCGAAGUCGUCAUCUACAACCACUGGCUUGGCUGGACUGCAAACACAACAAACCAAAGAAACAAAAACAGGACUGAGCACUGCAGGCAAGACAGCCAUUGCCGUUGUGAUACCAGUUGUUGUGGUCGCUGCUCUUGUGCUGGUGGGCAUUUUCCUCUGGAAGAAGCGAAAGCAGCGGAAGGACGCCGAGGAGGCCAGGAGGAAGGAAGUCGAGGAAUAUGGCUUCAAUCCUAACAACGACCCCACGCUCCCUGCCGUAGGUGCUGGCUCGGUGAUGACAGAGGACAAUAGUGGUUACCGAGGAUGGGGAAACACAACGAACCCAUCAUCGAACAGGAAGCCGUCCACGACCCUGUCGGGUGGCAUUGGAGGCAUUUCGGAUACUACCAGCAACCCAGGCGGAUACCACAGCCCAAACUCGCCAACACAGGUGUCAGAAGGCCACUCAGGUGACCCGCUUGUGGCAGGUAACCGAGACACAAUGGACUCGGAAACCAUUGGUGCUCUAGGAGCCGCUCCAGUUGCGGGACAGAACCGCUCAGAUAUUCGUCGUGGGCCCUCAAAUGCAUCGUCGUCAUACUCGGCCGGCAAUCGAUCCGACAACUCUGGAGAGAUGCCAAUUCCUAUGAACAACCCACAGGACUACUAUAACGAAGCCGGAUACUACCAGCCUGGGCCAUACGGGGACGGCACAUACGGGGGAGGACAGCAACCCGUGAUCCGCGACGUAUCAGCACGGCGAAACACACGAAUCGAGAAUCCAUCAGUCUUCCCACAACAAGGCAACUCUGGCAUCGCCCAGAAUUUCUAGUUGGCCUUUGUCUUGCUUCAUGCGUUUCUGCAUCUCGUAUACAAACCAGUCUUUCAAGUCACGGCGGCGUUCACUGGUGGUCCACGCAUUUUGACGACUCUUAACCUCUCCGUGUUCCUGGAACGCAGUUUAAGCUACCACCACACCCGAGACGGUUACCACUAUAUAAUUAUACCACCUCUCUCUCACUCGCAGAGCAAAUGCUGCGGUACCCCUCCAUUGUUAGCAUCUCACGCCUCCAAGCUCAUUCUGGAGGCUCGUUU